CAAAAAGAGUUGCAGAGAAACAUAAAAGUCAUAGCAAAUUCCAAGACAAGCAGACCGCAGAACCAGAUAAGAACUAAUAUGGGGAAAACUCAUAGUAGCCACCCGGAGCAUGAGCUUGAGCUUAAGAACUAUCAAAAACCCUACAUAUGCGAUGGAUGCAAGGAAGAUGGCUUUGGAAAGAGAUACAGAUGUGAGGAGUGCGACUAUGAUCUUCACGAAGAUUGCAUGUUUAACAAGUCUACCACGACCCACAAGUUCUUCAAAGAAUCCACUUUCAAAUUCUAUGAUAAACCCCCUAGGAAAUGUGAUAAAAUAAACUGCAACGACUGCAAAAGAUAUUGUGAUGCAUGUGGGAAACACAUCAAAGGUUUCGUCUACCAUUGCGAUGAAAAGGACUGGGAUUUGCACCCUUGUUGUCGCAACCUCAAUAAUGAACUCAAAAUUGAUGGUGUGAAAUUUCACCUUGGUGAGACUGUCUCAAAGUGUUCAUGGUGCAAUCAAAAGAAGAUUAAAGAUAGUUGGUCAAAAAUUAAGGGAUGGUCAUACGUAUCGGCAUGUGACACGUAUCAUUUUCACGUUUACUGUGCAAUGGAAAUGGUGAUAGAGGGAUGGAAGAAUGGAACGGCUAAUAGUAAUGAUUGUUUGGCUAUAGAGAAUUUGGAGCUACCCAUUCAACGUCAAUUGAAUAGAAACGGUGGGAGAGGUAACAAGUACUGGAGGAUAGCCAAAAUAUUUCUCAAGACUAUUGUUAGUAUUCUUCUUGGCGAUCCAACAAUAACUCUUGGCAGUCUUCUAGUUGAUCUGGUCAUCAAAUAAUUUGGUGUUGGCUUCAAAUAGAUAAUUGCUUUGUAUUUGUCUUUUAUCAACGGUUGUGUGCAUGUAUUUUUUAUUUUUUUUUUUUUUUUUUGAGACUAUUCAAUAGUUGGAAGAGAGAGAAUUUGAAUAAUAGAUGUAUUUACUAAAAACACGGUGUCAAUUGUUGUUGUUAAUUUAUUUUUGUGCAACAUAUAUGAAGAAUUGAAGAUAAAGUUUUGUGUAUAAUUUUAUCCA
Molecule: messenger RNA, 1050 nt
Organism: Quercus robur (English oak)
Lineage: Eukaryota; Viridiplantae; Streptophyta; Magnoliopsida; Fagales; Fagaceae
Exons: 2
Coding region: 79-816 (245 amino acids)
Source: RefSeq, a predicted model, not a curated record